This is a messenger RNA of Fusarium verticillioides 7600, 1251 nucleotides long. RefSeq lists its product as hypothetical. The record is from RefSeq and is a predicted model, not a curated record. Gene Ontology annotation, biological process: lipid metabolic process. The transcript is spliced from 3 exons. NCBI's taxonomy places the organism in Eukaryota, Fungi, Ascomycota, Sordariomycetes, Hypocreales, Nectriaceae. The coding region runs from base 1 to 1251 and encodes 416 amino acids.
AUGGAUAGCAAAGAUAUCAUCAAUCCCAUCAACGGGACUUUUCUCCCUCAUCUCUUACUACCCCUGAGUCAACUUCUGGCAUUGACUUUACCACCGUUCAAACUGCGGAAACACAUUUUUGUCCCUAUCAUUGCUGGCCUCCUGGGUGCCACAUACACUACACACUUUGCCAAUACAGCCGCAGGGCGCGCACUUGCUGGUGCUCACUGGACUGUUGCUCUCGGGACCUUGGAGAAACUUCUCUUUGGAGUCCCAGAAAAAGACUAUUGGCGUAAUGGUAAGCCUCGUCAAGAGGCUAUGGCCAUGUCCUUUGGUUUUGCAAAAUUCCGUUGGGCCCUGUCGCUACUCGCGACCCAGCGAGGCAUUGGCUGGAAUUUCCAAGUUAAGGGUGUUCCCUCAAUGAAAGCACCUGAGAGCAAAUGGCCUUUCUUGGCAUAUCAGUUUCAGAAAUGGGCCAAGAGCUACAUCCUUUCUGACUUGCUCUACACGUAUUUUGAUACAUAUCACCACUAUGAAGGAAUUAACAUGGCCUUCAUGGAUCUCAGAGCCCGCACAUGGUCAGGUUCUUUUCUUAAUGCCUUUUGCGCUGGAGCCAAAUUGUACUUCCCCAUUCAAAUGCACUAUUGUUUUGCCUCAAUUGUCUCUCCAAUGCAGGACUGGCCUCCGGCGUUUGGAGACAUCAGCAAAGCCACAAGCGUGCGCAAGUUCUGGGGCUCCUUUUGGCAUCAGUUUAUCAGAAAGAUCUUCGCCGGGUACAGCGACUUUCUUGCUAGGUUCCUAAACCUGAGACCUGGAACCAAUUUCAACUCUUAUUUCAAGCUCUAUGUGUCAUUCGCUAUCAGCGGCAUCACACACGGUCUAAUGACUUAUACGAUGCCUGCCAAUCGCUUCCAUAGCUUCAAUGAUCGUUUCUUAUCUGUUUUUACCUGUUUUGUUGGCAACGCUAUGGCUAUUCACUUUGAAGAUAUCGUUAUCAAUAUCUACGGUAGACUCGGCGGUACCAAGAAGGUUGACAAGUUGUGGAAACGACUUGUGGGUUAUACCUGGGUCAUUUUGUGGUUCUGGCUCACUUGUCAUUGGGGUGCUAAUGCAUAUUUGAAGAUGGGGAUGACCAGUAUCCCAGAUAUGGCAUUCCCUUUUGUAGGGGAUUUGAUUCACAAAGUAGGACCCAAUGUGUUGUCGGAUAAGACAAUGGCCACUGUGGUCAACCAGGUGAACCAACUUGGGUUGAAUAGCUCAGCUAGAGUGUGA